ACUCAUCAGGCAUUCAGUUGCGCCGUUGGCGGUCUGGUCAAGCAAACAUCAACGUAGUAUCCUCGUACCUAACUGUCCCAGCUGCCUUACAGUUUUCUUCCUCAAUUGGAAAAACCCUAAACCCUAUCUCAGAUUUUUUUUUUUUACUGUAAAUUCAGCAAAUCGAAUCUCGAUUGCAUGCAGCAAUGAAGGAGUCUGCUGCGGAUGCGCCGCCCAACAGGGAGCUAUACGCUCUGCUUAACCUUUCCCCUGAAGCCUCCACUGAAGAAAUCCGUAAAGCUUAUCGCCAAUGGGCUCAAGUCUAUCAUCCUGAUAAAUAUCAAGCUCCUCAGAUGAAGGAUAUUGCGACGGAGAAUUUUCAACGGAUAUGCCAAGCAUAUGAGAUUUUGUGUGAUGAAACGAAGAGGCAGAUAUACGACAUUUAUGGCAUGGAAGGACUGAGCUCUGGUCUGGAACUUGGUCCGCAACUGAAAAAAGCUGAAGAAAUUAAGGAGGAGCUUGAGAGGCUAAGACGCCAGAAGGAACUAGAAAAGGUUGCUGUCCAUGUCCGACCUUCUGGUUCAAUUCUAGCAAAUUUGUCAUUGCCUCAGUUUUUAGAGGGUGAUGGCAUUAUGAAAGGAAUGGCUAUGGCUAGUGAAAUUCAAUCCCAGGUAUCCAAAAGCAAUACAAUUGCUAUUGGUGGGAAUUUAGCGGUUAACGGGAAUGUUGGUGGUGGUGCAGCAUCUGUUCUCUUUCAGCAUCAGAUGUCUUCAGUGUCUUCCAUAGAGUUCAUGGCCUCUGCUGGUUUACGGGCAGUAAUAGGGGUACAAACAUCUCGCCACUUAACUCCUCACUCUACUGCGGCAAUGGGCCUUACUAUGUCUUUAAGAGAUGGUUCCAUUAAUCUUUCCAACAGUUGGACUCGUCAACUCUCGAAUACAGCAAAUGGGAAUAUUCAGCUCGUAUUAGGUCCAGAUUCACAUGUAGCUGUUGGAUGGCAGCAAAAAGAGCAGAAAAUGUCUGCUGCUGGAGAAAUCAAGAUUGGCGUGGGUUCCUUUGGGGCAACAGCUCAUUACACUCACCGCUUUUCCUCAAAAUCUCAUGGGCGCAUUGCUGGCAGAGUUGGAAGCAAUGCACUUGAAUUUGAAGUGGGCGGUGGAAGAAAAGUAUCGGAAUUCAGCACUGUUCGAAUGCUGUAUACGAUAGGAAUUCAGGGUAUCUUUUGGAAACUUGAAUUGCAUCGUGGAGGCCAAAGGUUGAUUGUUCCUAUAUUGAUUUCCCGACACUUGAACCCUUUGUUUGCGACUUGCGCCUUCUUCAUUCCUACGUCAUUAUACCUUCUACUCAAGACAUAUAUUCUGAAACCAUAUUUUCUCAAAUGGGAAAAUCAGCGGGAGCUGGAGAGUGCUGAAAAAACUCGUGCUCAGGUUCGAGAGGCAAGAGCGGCUGCUGAGAAAGCCCAGCAACUAUUAGAGAAUGUUGCAAACCGGAAAAGAACUCGACAGCUAGAAACUGGUGGACUUGUUGUAACAAAAGCAGUAUAUGGAAGCCGUAAAGCUCUGAAGGAUCGAACUAAAAACACUGCAGAAACCGACGAUGGGGUCUCGUCACAAAUCCUGGAUGUCACGCUACCUUUGAAUUUUCUGGUGAACGAUUCGGGACAACUAAAGCUACACGAGGGCGUUAAGAAAUCGGGAAUAAUGGGAUUUUGUGAUCCUUGUCCCGGAGAACCUAAGCAGUUAUAUGUGGAAUAUACAUCUGGAGGCAAUAAAUUCGAGGUGACUGUUGAUGAUUAUGAGCAAUUGAUUAUACCCCAGGAAGAACACACAAUUUGACUUCCAUCUGAGAAUUCUUGAGGAAGGGGGGGGGGGGGGGUU
Molecule: messenger RNA, 1856 nt
Organism: Ipomoea triloba (trilobed morning glory)
Lineage: Eukaryota; Viridiplantae; Streptophyta; Magnoliopsida; Solanales; Convolvulaceae
Product: chaperone protein dnaJ 13-like
Exons: 13
Coding region: 186-1814 (542 amino acids)
Source: RefSeq, a predicted model, not a curated record